GCGAUUGCGACGAAGUGAACGAGGCCUUGCGUCGAGCUCCAUAAAUUCGAUGACCAAACGCGGCGCGACCCGCUGCUUUCGUCCCGUCCUUCUCCAGUCCAGCGCGCUGCGCGCGUCUCAAACACAAGCAGUGAGCUGCAAAUCAACUCGCCCGUCCCAUUGUCCAGCUAGCCUAGCUCGUCGCCAGCCAUACGUCGUCGAUGGGGAAGAGGAAGUCGAGGAGCUCCAAGCUGGCGGCGCAGCCAAAAAAGGCGCCGAAACUGGAGAAGGUCUUCACGUGCCCGUUCUGCAAUCACCCGGAGAGCGUCAAGUGCCUCAUCGACCUCAAGCUGGGUUACGCGGAGGCGUCGUGCCUCAUCUGCGAGGAGAGUUACUGCACCGUCCCCCACAACCUGACCGCGCCCACUGACAUCUACCACGAGUGGAUCGACGAGUGCGAGCGCGCCAACGACGACGCCCGCCGCUCCCGCCGGUGAUGGAUUCCGGCAAACGGUGACGUAUGCAUAGAUUGCUUGACUCAUCAUCAUGGUUCCGCUAACGACGGUGAAAGCGAUGAGCACAGCUUGGUGUGUUCUGUGUAAUUGUGUUGCAGUCAUCACUUUCUGGUGGUUUCACUUUCGGGCAUAGGUGCAUCCGACGCCCGAGGUACGUAGUUACCGGGUUCAUUCACGCGCGCUUCGUGUUGCAGAAAGAAUGCACACUUGUGCAGUUUGCGUCACCGUGCCCCUUUGUCGUGUCGCUAGCUGCAGCGCGUGCGAAGUUCUGUUGAGCAGGUCGCAACGAGAGAUUUCAGAAUAAUUAAACAUAUUUGCAUGUUCCACUGAAUAUGACAUCAAUUCACAUUAUUAUUUUUCAAUU
Zea mays is the source of this 858-nucleotide messenger RNA. RefSeq names its product transcription elongation factor 1 homolog. Gene Ontology annotation, cellular component: transcription elongation factor complex. NCBI's taxonomy places the organism in Eukaryota, Viridiplantae, Streptophyta, Magnoliopsida, Poales, Poaceae. Gene Ontology annotation, molecular function: RNA polymerase II complex binding. Gene Ontology annotation, biological process: transcription elongation by RNA polymerase II. The coding region runs from base 201 to 476 and encodes 91 amino acids. The record is from RefSeq and is a predicted model, not a curated record. The transcript has a single exon.